This is a messenger RNA of Juglans microcarpa x Juglans regia, 1116 nucleotides long. RefSeq lists its product as uncharacterized. Lineage: Eukaryota; Viridiplantae; Streptophyta; Magnoliopsida; Fagales; Juglandaceae. The transcript has 5 exons. The record is from RefSeq and is a predicted model, not a curated record. The coding region runs from base 1 to 1116 and encodes 371 amino acids.
AUGGAGGAGAUCUCGUGGAGGCAAAAAUCACAGGCACUUUGGUUGAAGGAAGGGGAUAGGUGUACAAAGUUCUUUCACAGAGUUGCAAACUCUCAUCGAACGAAUAACGCCAUUGAGGUUCUUCAUGAGGAGGGCAGGGUUUUAUUGGGUAGAGAUGCUAUCAAGGAUCAUAUUGUCCAUUUCUAUGAUAAACUGCUGUCAGAACAGUACCUUUGGAGGCCUAAGUGCGGUUUCAUUGGAGAGGCCCUUGAAGAAGAUGAGGUGCUUGGUGUUCUAAAAGGUAUGAAUAAAGAUAAAGUCCCGGGACCAAAUGGCUUUCCAAUGGCUUUCUUCCACGCCUGUUGGGACAUUGUUAAAGAGGAUCUAAUGAGGGUUUUUAGUGAAUUUCACUCCUUCAUGAAAUUCGAGAAGAGCCUUAAUGUCUCUUUCAUCGCUCUCAUUCCCAAGAAGGCGAGGUACGGCUUCGGGGAAAGAUGGUGUCAGUGGAUAAAGCACUGUAUUACAACCAUCAGAUUCUCUAUCUUGGUUAAUGGCACUCCUGAAGGCUUCUUCAACAGCUCUUGGGGACUGCGACAAGGGGAUCCACUAUCCCCAUUAUUAUUCAUCCUAGUUAUGAAUGUGUUGAGCAGAAUGUUGGAAGGGGAGGUGGAUGAGGGCUUCAUUUCGGGGUUCUCGAUGGGUAGUUCUACGCAUGGAAGAUUGAUAGUCUCCCAUAUUCUCUUCGCCGAUGAUACUUUGAUCUUUUGUGACCCGGAUUUGGAUCAGAUUCGCUCUCUAAGGGCACUUCUACUUUGCUUUGAAGCUAUAUCUGGCCUUAAGGUGAAUUUAUCUAAGUCUGAAAUAGUUCCUAUUGGCUUGGUUAACAACUUAAAUGAGGAAGCUGCCUUAUUGGGAUGCAAAGUCUCAUCAUUACCUAUGAAGUAUCUCGGACUCCCCUUGGGGGCCCCUCACAAAUCUAAGGUUCUUGGUGGUAAGGAGCACGCGAAUCAGGAUUGGGAGGUGGGAGCCAUCACUGAUUUCUACAGAAUCUUAUAUGCGCUGAAAAAUAGGGCAGGAGGGAAGGAUAGCUUACUCUGGUCAUGCACAGGGAACAAGAAAUUUUCUGUUCAUUCAUAA